UAUAUUGAGAGAAAUUCUCACGGUCACGGGGCAAUUGGCAUUAUUUCAGCACGCGACGGUUGACAAAACUGCGCGCUUGGAUACUUAGUCUAAUCUGCCGUUUCCACCGAUCGAGCGAGCGAGUAUUCCCAACCACCAAAAAGCCUCCGCCUCCCUCCGUUUCUUCUCUGCUUCGUCCCAACCGUCGCUGACCUCCCUACUAAUCUUCGCGCUCGUCUCCCUCCCCUCCCUCCUCCGCUCUCAGUAGCUUGCUCGUCGCCAAGAAGAGCCACCAGCUGGCUGCCAUGGACCGGUCCAAGUCGUACGCGGGCGGGCGCAUGCAGAUCGAGCCCUACUACGGCGGAGGCGCGCGGCCGGACUUCCGGUCCUACUCGUACAGCGCCGGCGGGGGCGGCGGUAUGGGGAUGUCGUCGUACUCGUACCAGUACGAGUACGGCGGCGGCGCGGCAGGGGCGGCGGCGGACGGGGACCUGAAGCGGAGCAAGUCGUCGAAGCGGCGGUGGCUGGCGCUAGGGGACCCGGACAUGGAGCGCAAGCGGCGGGUGGCGGCGUACAAGGCCUACGCCGUGGAGGGCAAGGUGAAGGGCUCCUUCCGCAAGAGCUUCAAGUGGAUCAAGGACCGCUACCUCCACCUCGUCUACGGAUGGUCCUGAUCGAAACAACUCGCUUCGAUCGCGCAUGUCUCUAGUUUUGGCUGCCUUCUUCGAUUCUCCCUCUCUCUGUUCAUGCUUUGCUUCGAUCAUGGUGAGUACGAGUGCAUAUCAACAAACGGUAUAAACCUUUUUCUUUUCUUUUGGGAGCUUUAUUGGUAGAUGUUGUUCUUGAUGAUGCCAAUGAACCAGUCAAGUGUCUGAUGAUGAUGAUGAUGAUGUAACCAAAUGAAUGGGUUUGUUGUUUCGAAUUGUUCUUGGAUGAAUCGAUCCAUCGGGUGAUCAAUCGAUGGAAACAAAUUGUUCUUCUA
Setaria italica (foxtail millet) is the source of this 961-nucleotide messenger RNA. RefSeq lists its product as uncharacterized. The record is from RefSeq and is a predicted model, not a curated record. Lineage: Eukaryota; Viridiplantae; Streptophyta; Magnoliopsida; Poales; Poaceae. The transcript has a single exon. The coding region runs from base 285 to 653 and encodes 122 amino acids.